AUGGCUGAAUCCCAGAUUGGUGAUGAACUCCCAUACCGUCGCGUGUGGUUAGACUCGAGAGAGUUUGAGGACGACCUGAAAGCCUACGCCGCUAACGGCCUCGAUGACGAGCUAAGGGCUAGAAGCAACGUCGCCUUUGCGGAGGAGUACUAUAAGCAGCCAGUGAGGAAAGGUUGGGCCUCUCUCAUCCUAUCGUUCUGGCUGCCCACAGUGCUCCAUAUUACGGGGACAUGCACCUCGGACGUCUUCAUUAAAAGCGUUCAGCAGAGGGACGUUGCGCCCCUUAUUCUUCUCGUCUUGGGCAUGGUAAUGACCUCCUUCUCGCUGUGGUACCAGCGGGAAGAUAAUCAUAAGCCAGGUGUAGGAGUAAAGUUUCUUCACGGCCUUGGCUCACUAGUUGUUACUGGAUUAAAUGCUGCAUUAGCAGCAUAUAUUCUUGGCACAGCUAGGGGGAAGCCAGACCUUCGAGCCGCCAUAUCAUCUAUAGUUAUGGCUAUUCUUCCUGCUGCUCCUGAAAGGGGUAGCUGGUAG
Histoplasma capsulatum G186AR is the source of this 531-nucleotide messenger RNA. RefSeq lists its product as uncharacterized. The coding region runs from base 1 to 531 and encodes 176 amino acids. NCBI's taxonomy places the organism in Eukaryota, Fungi, Ascomycota, Eurotiomycetes, Onygenales, Ajellomycetaceae. The record is from RefSeq and is a predicted model, not a curated record. The transcript is spliced from 3 exons.